AUUACCGGGUAAUUUACCGGGUAAUUACCGGGUAACACCACCUUAUCCGAUAAGGACGUGUGCAGUAAGGACGUGUGCGGUCAUGCUUCUUUCCCUGCUCGCCUCCUUCUACCUGCUCCACAGCCUAACGCAGCUCGGCGGCUCCGCGCUGGAGCUUGUGGAGGCGCAGAUACGGAGGAAGCGCGCGCUGCACAGAUGGACCGGUGUUACACCUGGAGCGUCCGGGACCAAGCGGCUUCCGCAGGCCAUCAUCGUGGGGGUGAAGAAGGGCGGCACGCGCGCGCUACUCGAGUUUCUCCGCGUGCACCCGGACGUGAGGGCGGCGGGAGCCGAGCCGCACUUUUUCGAUCGUUUCUAUGACAACGGAUUGGAGUGGUACAGAGACCUGAUGCCCAACACCCUGGAGGGUCAGAUCACCAUGGAGAAGACGCCCAGCUACUUUGUGACCCGUGAAGCACCAGCUCGGAUCUACUCCAUGUCACCUUCAACCAAACUCAUAGUGGUGGUGAGGGAUCCGGUCACCCGGGCCAUCUCAGACUACACACAGACACUGUCUAAAAAGCCAGACAUUCCCACCUUUGAAAGCCUGACUUUCAAAAACAGGACUACAGGCCUAAUCGACACCUCAUGGAGCGCCAUCCAGAUUGGUAUCUACGCCAAGCACCUUGACAACUGGCUCCAGUUCUUCCCCAUGAAUCAGAUCCUGUUUGUGAGCGGCGAGCGGCUGAUCAGUGACCCAGCUGGAGAGCUCGGCCGUGUGCAGGACUUCCUGGGCCUGAAGAGGAUCAUCACAGACAAACACUUCUAUUUCAACAAGACCAAGGGCUUUCCAUGUCUGAAGAAGGCUGAAGGAAGCAGCAAGCCUCACUGCCUGGGCAAAACUAAAGGCCGAACACACCCCAACAUCGAUCCGGAGGUGAUGCAGAGGUUACGAGACUUUUACCGGCCCUUUAAUAUGAAGUUCUACCAGAUGACUGGAAGGAUAUUUGGCUGGAAUGACUGACUUU
Messenger RNA from Tachysurus vachellii, 1007 nucleotides. Its product is annotated as heparan sulfate glucosamine 3-O-sulfotransferase 3B1-like. The transcript has 2 exons. The coding region runs from base 83 to 1003 and encodes 306 amino acids. Gene Ontology annotation, molecular function: [heparan sulfate]-glucosamine 3-sulfotransferase activity. NCBI's taxonomy places the organism in Eukaryota, Metazoa, Chordata, Actinopteri, Siluriformes, Bagridae. The record is from RefSeq and is a predicted model, not a curated record.